UACCUGCCUACCUGCCUACCUGCCUACCUACUUACCACUCAUCUACCUAUCUACCUACCUUCCUACCUAUCUACCUACCUGUCUACCCAUCUGUCUGUGUUCUCUACCAGUGUGAAUACGUGUAGUGAUCCACUUUCGAACAGAAGGACACGCAUCUCGAGAGGAAUUAAAGUGCUACGAGAGGCAAAACUCUGACACGGCCGACUUUUCGCGCAGAUGUCUAUCUGCUCUCAGUGGUGACAAUUUGCCUGUGCUGAGAUGACGAUGAUACACUAAAGAAUUUUCAUUAUAAAAAUGGAUGAAAAAGGUCGUGCGCGAGAAUGAGUGCUCGUAAAAGUUGAAGGGACAGACCUACACAACGAAUAACGAAAGCCUGCCUCGUCCAUUACGGCCAGUUACAUAUCUCACAUUAAGAUGACAUAGAAUGGGUUGGGUGGCGUUAGGGCGGUAUGCAGGUGGUGGCGGCCGCCUCUCGUCCAUCCUCUCACUGUCUCUCACCUCCUUCGCGAGUUCCCUCAUCUUCACCUCCCUUUGUAUCCUCACACUAGCCUUUACUCUCGUCACUCUCGCUCAUGCCGAAGACAUCUUCGAGGAGGGAAAAUCGGACAAGGAGAUUUUGGACAACCUGCUGCAGUCGACCCGUUAUGACAAGCGGCUUCUGCCGCCGGUCCAAGAUGCUGAUUUCUGCUGCGGAAUGAGAUGGCCUGGUGACACUACCGAUUUGACAAACCAGUCAUCGAUCUCUAACGACUCCAAGACCCAGAACAAGAACCAGAACUAUAACAACUACACGUCGCAAUACCUUCGCACUCACCUUCGCGGAACGUUGACUGUAAACGUGAGCGUAUUGCUAUUAAGCUUAGCUUCUCCCGACGAGUCCAGUCUGAAAUACGAGGUGGAAUUCUUACUGCAGCAACAGUGGUUCGACCCACGAUUGCGUUAUAGCAACAAAUCAAAAUAUGAGUUUUUAAAUGCAAUUCAUCACUACGAUAAUAUCUGGUUACCAGACACGUAUUUCAUAAUGCAUGGAGAUUUCAAGGAUCCUCUUAUUCCUGUUCAUUUUGCCCUGCGGAUAUAUCGCAACGGCACCGUCAACUAUCUCAUGCGGCGUCAUCUUAUCAUAUCCUGCCAGGGUAAUCUUAAUAUCUUCCCUUUUGACGACCCAUUGUGUUCAUUUGCAAUCGAGAGCAUAUCGUAUGAGCAGACAGCGAUUACGUAUGUGUGGAAAAAUGAUGAGGGAACGUUACGAAAAAGCCCAAGCCUGUCUGCGCUGAAUGCGUAUCUCAUUAAAAAUCAGACAAUCACGUGUCCCAUCAAAGUGAGCUGGCGAGCUGACGGACGGAUCAUGGUUGAGGAGGACGAGUUCGAUGAUUUCGGAGACUCUAAGUGCUCGCUGUGCCAGCGCAGAUUUGAGGAGCAAGGUAAUUACAGCUGCUUGAAGGUGGAUCUGAUCUUCACGCGAGAUCGUUCCUUCUAUUUCACUACGGUUUUCAUCCCGGGCAUUAUUCUAGUAACCAGCUCUUUCAUCACAUUUUGGCUCGAAUGGAAUGCCGUGCCGGCGCGAGUGAUGAUUGGUGUAACAACGAUGCUCAACUUUUUCACCACGUCGAAUGGCUUCCGGGGAACGCUGCCCGUCGUUUCGAACUUGACUGCCAUGAACGUGUGGGACGGCGUAUGCAUGUGCUUCAUCUAUGCGAGUCUUCUCGAGUUUGUCUGCGUGAAUUACGUCGGUCGCAAAAGGCCGAUGCACAACGUUGUUUAUCGUCCGGGCGAGAAUCCCGUCACCCAGCGACUUCCAGCGGUGCUCAACAGGAUAGGAAUUAUGUUGGCCAGCCCCUUGAAGCGGGAAGGCGGAGCUACUACCGGUGGUACCACUGGACCGAACGAGAUUGUCACUUGCACUAACUGCGGACCUAAUCCUUGUACGCAUACAGCAACGAAUGGUUGCACUGCUGAGCUAAGGAAAAAGGAUCCACCGCAUCCUAUUAGAGUGGCGAAAACGAUCGACGUGAUAGCCAGGAUUACUUUCCCAGUCGCCUAUUUCAUGUUCCUCACUUUCUUCUUCAUUCACUAUAAGGGCACUUCGUAGAAUGACGUACAACGAUCUUCGAGAGAUCUCCCAUCGCUGGUAUAAAUGACAACGAAGUUGUCGCUUCUGUUAGGUGACGACGCAACGUGCCAUAGAAAUCGAAUCUACAAUAGAUUUCACCUUCUCUCAAGACCGAAAAUAUUUCCAACUGAACAAAAGCGUAAUCGUUUGUGUUACAAUCAAACAAUUAGCCAAUUUUAUGUACAAAAAUAAAAAUAACGACAUAUACAACAUACGCGGCGCAUAUAAGUAAAUUCAAAAAUUCUAACGCUGAUUGUGUGAGUCACAUAAAUUGUCUAAUCUGAAUAUAACGAACAAACGAAUCAAAGAAUAGCUGUAAUGAAGGGGCGGAUGUCUAAAAAUUAAGAGAUUUUUUCUUCUGAAGGGAAAAAGAAAGAAAAAAAGAAAGAGGAACAUUUAAAAGCACAACAUAAAAGAAGAGUACCAACGAUGGAUCGUCUCCGAUUAUUCUUCAUCUCCUCUCACGUGUGAUAGCUCUUAAAUACACUCCUUUAUAAAAGAAGUAGAUUACGAUUGCUUCGCGAUCAUAUACACUUCUUUAUUAUUCUUUUCUCUUUCUUAUGUCGUAAAUAGAUCAUAGAAUCUAUAGCUGGUAAAAAUACUUUUGCCAAGCAAAGAAAAUGACGCUUAGCUUAGUUGACGAUGAUCAAACGUAUUAAUAUAAAUUAAAAAAUAUAUCGUUACGGACGAACCUCUGUAUUCUUAACAUUUAUAAACCUAACAUUUUUAUCACAUAUCUCGAAAUGCACUAACAAUACUGAAAAUGUAUAGUUCACGCAUGUCUUGCACAUAGCACACUUUUUCCAAAAUACGUUGCAGAAAAGUUUUCGAGACAUCCUUUGGAUGUUAGGAUGUGUGUGUCUGCUGUCUCUCUCUCUCUCUCUCUCUC
Messenger RNA from Solenopsis invicta (red fire ant), 2999 nucleotides. It is a transcript of the gene pHCl-1, whose product is annotated as glutamate-gated chloride channel. The record is from RefSeq and is a predicted model, not a curated record. NCBI's taxonomy places the organism in Eukaryota, Metazoa, Arthropoda, Insecta, Hymenoptera, Formicidae. Gene Ontology annotation, cellular component: membrane; neuron projection; synapse. The transcript is spliced from 15 exons. Gene Ontology annotation, molecular function: extracellular ligand-gated monoatomic ion channel activity; transmembrane signaling receptor activity; neurotransmitter receptor activity. Bases 425 to 2089 code for a protein of 554 amino acids. Gene Ontology annotation, biological process: chloride transmembrane transport; chemical synaptic transmission; signal transduction.